This is a messenger RNA of Enhydra lutris kenyoni (northern sea otter), 2317 nucleotides long. Its product is annotated as sideroflexin 2. The record is from RefSeq and is a predicted model, not a curated record. Lineage: Eukaryota; Metazoa; Chordata; Mammalia; Carnivora; Mustelidae. The transcript has 13 exons. Gene Ontology annotation, molecular function: monoatomic ion transmembrane transporter activity. Gene Ontology annotation, biological process: monoatomic ion transport; serine import into mitochondrion. Gene Ontology annotation, cellular component: mitochondrial inner membrane. Bases 117 to 1223 code for a protein of 368 amino acids.
CCCGGGCGGAGGCCGCGGGUUAGUACUGCUCGGGCUUCCAACGCAGUGUACUUCUUUUGGCAGUUGUCUCAGUGCAUUCUUCCCGGGACCAGUCCACAGUUUUGUUUGUGAGUGAGAUGGAGGCUGAUCUGUCUGGCUUUAACAUCGAUGAACCCCGUUGGGACCAAUGCACUUUCCUGGGACGGGUGAAACACUUCUUCAAUAUCACAGACCCACGCACUGUCCUGGUACCAGAGCGGGAGUUGGACUGGGCCAAGGUGAUGGUGGAGAAGAGCAGAAUGGGGGUCGUGCCCCCAGGCACUCAAGUGGAGCAGCUGCUGUACGCCAAGAAGCUGUACGACUCAGCCUUCCACCCUGACACCGGGGAGAAGAUGAACGUCAUUGGCCGGAUGUCCUUCCAGGUCCCCGGAGGCAUGAUUAUCACGGGCUUCAUGCUUCAGUUCUACAGGACGAUGCCGGCGGUGAUCUUCUGGCAGUGGGUGAACCAGUCCUUCAAUGCCUUAGUCAACUACACCAACAGGAAUGCAGCUUCCCCCACGUCCCUCAGGCAGAUGGCCCUUUCCUACAUCACAGCCACAACCACUGCGGUGGCCACUGCUGUGGGCAUGAACAUGUUGACCAAGAGAGCUCCACCCCUGGUGGGCCGCUGGGUGCCCUUUGCCGCUGUGGCUGCUGCUAACUGUGUCAACAUCCCAAUGAUGCGACAGCAGGAACUCAUCCAGGGGAUCUGCGUGAAGGACAGGAAUCACAAUGAGAUCGGUCAUUCCCGGAGAGCUGCGGCCAUAGGCAUCACCCAAGUGGUUGUUUCUCGGAUCACCAUGGCAGCCCCUGGCAUGAUCUUGCUGCCGGUCGUCAUGGAAAGGCUGGAAAAGCUGCAUUUCAUGAAGAAAGUCAAGGUCCUGCACGCCCCGUUGCAAGUUUUGCUGUGUGGCUGCUUCCUCAUCUUCAUGGUGCCAGUGGCUUGUGGGCUCUUCCCACAGAAAUGUGUCUUCUGCAGACAUCUCCUGUGUUGCAAGCACUGUGGCUUACAGUCCUACAGAGAAGAUGGAAACUUAGCACCAGGGAGAAUGAAGUCAGGCCUGAGUAGAAUGAAUUGUCAGUUUCUUAUCUGGAACCAGAACUCCAAGACACCAUCAAGGCCAAGUAUGGAGAACUUGUGCCCUACGUCUACUUCAAUAAGGGCCUCUAAAUGCCCCAUCCCAGCAAGGAUCAGUCUGUACUGAUAUUCACCAGUCCUUCCUUAGCUGCCUUGUACACCUGUGCCCUCAUUGCUCUGCCAACAAGGCCUAAAGGUCAGGGUGGAUUUGGGGGUGGGGUGGGGAGCCUCCUGUUUUCAUCCAGGCACCUGGGUUAUUGGACUCCAGGGGAUAAAAGUGAACAAGGGGAGCAAAGACCAAGUCUUCUCUCUGCUACCUCCUACCCCCCAACUACCAUCCUCUGAAGACCAGGAGCUGAGAUUCCCUGAGGGAGAAGUUGCUGGAACCUGGGGGAGAUACUCAAGCAAACCAUUUGGAAAAAUUUGGGGGGUGGGGAGAAACCAUUAGGAAACCUUUGGGAUUCUAGUUCCAGCCAGGACUGGGGAAGAGCCCCUGGGACAAAGGGAAGCUCCCACCCCUGUUUCUUCUUCCCUUCCUCCUCAUCUUGUCUCACGCUAUGGAAACUUUUGCCCCUGCAGUUCUAGCCAACCGAGAAAGGGGGAGGGAAGAAGUCUGUUGUCACCUUGGGGCUCUUCUUCAUUCUUCCCCAUUCUCCUCCCCAGUGCCCUCUUGUCAGAAAGUGUCUUUGGGAAUGCUGCUAAACUUGGGUUGACCAAGCACCCAGGAGUUCUUAGUGCUAAAAAAAAAGGCCACUGCACGAGGCAACAAAGUGACACUGAUUUUGUUCUCCUGUGCUAAAAUCAUGUCUGGUUUUACAUCUGUUUAAAAGAUAAAUCCUAACUGUGUGUAAAAACUAUGUAUGUAGGUAUUAAUAACACAUUUUAAUGGGUAUAUUUCCCCAGCUGCCUCCCUUCCUCAGCCCAUUGGGUUAAACACCAAAGACUGGUGUGUACUGAAAUAGGAAAGGGGCGUUUUAUCUGGAUACCUCUGAAAACUAAUCAGCCAGGACCAAAGAGCCUUAAAGGACACACAGCAAAGUGUAGCCACUUGCCCUUCCCAUCUGGGCUGCUCUAGGUGAUUUUUCAGGCUCGGGUGUGGUGGUCAUGGGAGACCACUGUGGCUUACCUGGGAUCAAUGUCUGUAUUGAGUUCUGUCUGGUAGAAUUUAUGACUAUUCAAAUGAUAUCACUGUGAAUCAAAUAAAUUUCUUGAAAGAGCACA